Molecule: messenger RNA, 3547 nt
Organism: Psammomys obesus (fat sand rat)
Lineage: Eukaryota; Metazoa; Chordata; Mammalia; Rodentia; Muridae
Gene: Sesn2
Product: sestrin 2
Exons: 10
Coding region: 449-1894 (481 amino acids)
Biological process (GO): cellular response to L-leucine; positive regulation of macroautophagy; negative regulation of TORC1 signaling
Cellular component (GO): nucleus
Molecular function (GO): L-leucine binding; oxidoreductase activity, acting on peroxide as acceptor
Source: RefSeq, a predicted model, not a curated record
UGGCUCCGGAGGGAGGUGUCGGCCCCGCCUCCCCGCGAAACAGGCAUCUGAUUGGCUGCGCCGCGGGGCUUUUGUGUCCCCGCCCUCCUCCAGGGACCGCAGCGGGCUGACAGAGCCCGGCGAGCGCUGGCAGUUCCGCGGUGGGGAUGCUGAGGAGCGCCGGCUUCGCGAGCAGUGCUGGCCACUGCGGACUUCCGAGGCACUCCGGGCUGUGAAAACCCCUGCGCCGCGGCGAACCCCAGGCCUCUGAGGCCGGCCUCAGUUCCCCAGGCUGGGCUAGAAGGAACGUCCUGCGCGGCAGCGCCGGUUCUCCGCAUCCCGAGAGACAGCCCGGGCUUCUCGAGCUUCCCCGGCGACCCCUAGUCCCGGCCUCAUCGAGCCCGGCCGCCUCAGACCCCCUCGGGUGCCCCGGGCGCGGACGAGCCGCGGCUGGGUCCUGGCGCACACCAUGAUCGUUGCGGACUCCGAGUGCCGUGCAGAGAUCAAGGGCUACCUGCCGUUCGCCAGAGGCGACGUUGCCGACCCCGGGACCGGAGAGGAGCAUCGGGAGGGCCGGGCUCGGCGAGGCCCUCGAGGGCCCAGCGCCUUCAUCCCAGUGGAGGAGCAGAUCCUUCAGGAGGGAGCCGAGAGCCUGGAGCAGCACCUGGGGCUUGAGGCUCUGAUGUCUUCAGGGCGGGUGGACAACCUGGCGGUGGUGAUGGGGCUACACCCCGACUACCUUAGCAGCUUUUGGCGCCUGCACUACCUGCUGCUGCGGACAGACGGACCACUGGCCAGCUCCUGGCGCCACUACAUUGCCAUCAUGGCUGCUGCCAGACACCAGUGUUCUUACCUGGUGGGUUCCCACAUGACUGAGUUCCUGCAGACUGGCGGUGACCCUGAGUGGCUGCUGGGCCUCCACCGGGCCCCUGAAAAGCUACGCAAACUCAGCGAGAUCAACAAGUUACUGGCACAUCGGCCGUGGCUUAUCACCAAGGAGCAUAUCCAGGCCUUACUGAAGACUGGAGAACACAGCUGGUCCCUGGCCGAACUCAUCCAGGCGCUGGUCCUGCUUACCCACUGUCAUUCUCUGGCCUCCUUUGUGUUUGGCUGUGGAAUACUUCCUGAAGGAGAUGCAGAGGGCAGCCCCUCCUCACAGGCACCCUCGCCCCCCAGUGAGCAAGGCAGUCCCCCAAGUGGGGACCCACUGAACAACUCUGGGGGCUUUGAAGCCGCUCGUGACGUGGAAGCUCUGAUGGAACGCAUGAGGCAGCUGCAAGAGAGCCUGCUGCGGGACGAGGGGGCUUCCCAGGAGGAAAUGGAGAACCGUUUUGAGCUGGAGAAGUCAGAAAGCCUGCUGGUGACCCCCUCAGCUGAUAUCCUGGAGCCCUCUCCACACCCAGACAUCCUAUGCUUCGUGGAAGACCCCUCUUUUGGAUAUGAAGACUUCACUCGUCGAGGGACUCAGGCCCCCCCGACCUUCCGUGCCCAGGACUAUACCUGGGAAGACCAUGGCUACUCACUGAUCCAGCGGCUCUACCCUGAGGGAGGACAGCUGCUGGACGAGAAGUUUCAGGUGGCCUACAGCCUCACCUAUAACACCAUCGCCAUGCACAGUGGCGUGGACACCUCCAUGCUCCGCAGGGCCAUCUGGAACUACAUCCACUGUGUCUUUGGCAUCAGAUAUGAUGACUAUGAUUAUGGGGAAGUAAACCAGCUCCUAGAAAGGAACCUCAAAAUUUAUAUCAAGACCGUGGCCUGCUACCCAGAGAAGACAACCCGCAGAAUGUACAAUCUUUUCUGGAGGCACUUUCGCCACUCAGAGAAGGUUCACGUGAACUUGCUGCUCCUUGAGGCCCGCAUGCAAGCAGCCCUGCUCUACGCCCUUCGGGCUAUCACCCGCUACAUGACCUGACUCCCUCGCAUGCAGGACCAGCACCCGGAGCAGCUGACCCUGGGGCACCGUCCUCUCUGUCAGGACUUCUUGGUCUGGAGACAGAUCCAUGACCCUUUCUGUCUCGUGUCCCUCCACCAAUUGCUGGGGCGGGCAUGUGUGUGGUGUGAGGCCCCCAAGGCAAGCCACACCUUCCUUUUCCUCACUGGACUGGAUAGGAUCGUUGCACUGACUUUGGGGUCUCAGCUCUGCCCCUGGAGUGGAGGGGAAGAAAGCUAGGAAAGCCCAAGGGGCCAUGACCCUUUUUCUUUCCCUGCUCCCAUUAGCAGAUGAAGGCUACAGAGCUAAGGUCAGGCUUACAUGCUGGCAGGCAGGACCCCAGGAACCACGAGUGCUGACUUCCUGGACUGGGACGCCCCUGGCUGCCAGUGUAGAAGAGGAGCAAAGACUCCCAGGGACUAACACUCCAGGAAAGCUUGCCUUCCCUCCCUCCUCAUUCUUUAAGUUCAUCACCUCCCACCUGCCUUCCACCCAUCAAUGUGAAAGUUGGACUCACAGCUGGUCUGUGUGCCCAGUUUCCCCAAAGCCUGUCCUUUUGGGCAGCCUGUUCUCUGGUUGCCUGAGUACUGGUUCAGUUCUUUUGUCUCCUUUGCCCUCAUACCCUUUUCUCCCAUGCCUGGGAAAGGGGCCAAGCAUAUCCAAAGAACACGCUGUCUCUAGAGAGUCGGGGCCCGUGUCGGUUCCUCUGGUGUCUGAAGAGUAAGGAGUAAUGGCUGAUGAAUUCUGUAUUUGGGUCUUGAGGGCCUCACUGUGGAGCCAGAGUCAAGGCCUAGGAGGGAGGAGAUCCUGUUCCAGACUGUACUGACAUGCAGAGGCUGGCAUCCCAUUCUCCUGACCCCUUGGGCUCUGCCAAGACUGCUUACCAAAAAAAAAAAAAAAAAAGACCCUUUCUUAGGUGGCACCAGGACCGACCUGGUAAAAGGCAUAUACCAAGGUUCUCUUUCUUUCUCUUGGUAUGUGGCCACACCCCUUGGACCUCACGGUCGCAGACUGAGGGGUUGGCUUAAGUUUCUCAAGGUUUGACACUCUCUGGGCUCUCAGGCCGAACCGUCAACAGCAGGCUGAUUCUCUUGCAAGACCUUGAAGGCCUCUGGGGGCCUUAUUCUACAUCAGCCUUUCCUGGCUGCCUUCCAAGGGCCACCACCCCCGGCCCAGUGUCCAUCAGUCCCCUCUCCUGGAUUUAAUGGAUUAGUUGGCAGCAGCAGCCAAGACUGACAAGCACUUUGCAUAGCAAACAACUGUGAAUUCUGACUUCCCUUUCCCUUCCACCAGCAGUAGGUACCUCCUCUCAGGUACCUCCUCUGCUGGUAUUUUCCACUCUCCACCCUUGGGCCAGGCACAACAGGAGCUUGGCCAGUGUGCCACAUUUCAUACCCUCAUACCCGUGCAGGCACAGGAAGCAGCUAGUACCCCCUCCAGGCCUGAAACCCCUCCCUGCAAUGAAGGUGGGCAAGAGGGGAGGGCCUCCCCAGCAUGGGAGUAAGUUCUAGAGGGGAUGUGAUGACGCUGACAGUGUCCCCUGGGUGGGUGGGAAGGGCAUCCAGUGUUAAAGUGCAGAAACCUUUGAUGUUGUGAGCAUUUCUAGGUAAUAGAAAUAAAGGUUCGCUGAGGUUU